Sander lucioperca (pikeperch) is the source of this 1023-nucleotide messenger RNA. Its product is annotated as HLA class II histocompatibility antigen, DR alpha chain-like. Gene Ontology annotation, cellular component: MHC class II protein complex; membrane. Gene Ontology annotation, molecular function: MHC class II protein complex binding. The transcript is spliced from 5 exons. The coding region runs from base 255 to 977 and encodes 240 amino acids. NCBI's taxonomy places the organism in Eukaryota, Metazoa, Chordata, Actinopteri, Perciformes, Percidae. The record is from RefSeq and is a predicted model, not a curated record. Gene Ontology annotation, biological process: immunoglobulin production involved in immunoglobulin-mediated immune response; antigen processing and presentation of exogenous peptide antigen via MHC class II; immune response.
AGUCUCAGACAGGUUCAGGUCUACAGAGAGUCUUAGACAGGUUCAGGUCUACAGAGAGACUCAGACAGGUUCAGGUCUACAGAGAGACUCAGGCAGGUUCAGGUCUACAGAGAGUCUCAGACAGGUUCAGGUCUACAGAGAGACUCAGACAGGUUCAGGUCUACAGAGAGUCUUAGACAGGUUCAGGUCUACAGAGAGACUCGGACAGGUUCAGGUCUACAAAGAGACUCAGACAGUUUCAGGUCUACAGAGAGAUGAUGAUGAAGAUGAUGAAGAUGAUGAUGAUCCUCGUCCUCUCCGGUCUCCUCUGUGUCUCAGCUGACGUUCUACAUGAGGACAUUUAUAUCAACGGCUGUUCAGACUCUGAUGGAGAGUCCAUGUAUGCUCUGGAUGGUGAAGAGAAGUGGGUUGCAGACCACAUCAACAAGAGAGGAGUCGAGCCUCAGCCCAGUUUCGUAGAUCAUAUUAGGUACCCAAGAGGAUUUUAUGAACAAGCUGUGAGUGAUCAACAGGUCUGCAGAGGGAGCCUGAAGAUAUUACGUAUAGUCAUUAAGGACCCACUGGAGAACGAUCCUCCUUCCAGUCUGAUGAUCUACACCAGAGAAGACGUGGAGCUCAGAGAGAAGAACACCCUCAUCUGUUAUGUGACUGGUUUCUAUCCUGCUCCUGUCAACUUCUACUGGACAAAGAACGGAGAGAACGUCACCCAAGGAACCAGCACCAACGUUCCCUACCCCAACAAAGACGGUUCCUUCAACCAGUUCUCCAGACUGGAGUUCAUCCCUCAGCUGGGAGACAUCUACAGCUGUACAGUCAAACAUCUGGCCCUGGACCAACCACUGACCAGAAUCUGGGAUGUGGAGAAGACUCAGCCCGGUAUUGGACCUGCAGUUUUCUGUGGACUGGGUCUGACUGUCGGUUUGCUCGGUGUGGCUACUGGAACCUUCUUCCUCAUCAAAGGAAACAAGUGCAGCUGAUUGGUCGGGACUGAUGAUGAUGUCAUUACUGCUUAUGUAGAGAGAC